Phytophthora nicotianae INRA-310 is the source of this 1879-nucleotide messenger RNA. RefSeq lists its product as hypothetical. The transcript has 2 exons. Lineage: Eukaryota; Oomycota; Peronosporomycetes; Peronosporales; Peronosporaceae. The coding region runs from base 64 to 1287 and encodes 407 amino acids. The record is from RefSeq and is a predicted model, not a curated record.
UCCAUCUGGUUAUGUCCGUUUUGUAAACACCCUUCCAAUCGUUGGUUAAUUGAGACCUUGGAAAUGGGCGAUUCCACGUCCAUGCCCGACUGCGCCAUACUAGAUGAAGACGCCCUGCUGGACAUUAUAGAGGAUGUAUGGGGUGAUCAGACUCUCCCUGGCAGCCCUCUCGCCUAUGUUGCGGUGCCCGACGAACAGCUCACUACCAUGGGGAAGAAUGCCAUAACCUUUUCGUCAACAGACCAAGAACAGGAACCAAAACCCGACAAGCCCAAGAAGAAGCGACGACGCGACCGUAAUCGCCCAUGGCACGAAAUUGCUCGAUUGGAAUCGGAAAGUAGCGAACUAGAGCGAGAGCUACAGACCCUAAUGGCCAGUGCCAGUAAACGAGCUCGAGGAGCUCUGCACAGUCGCAACAUCAAUGCUCAACUCAAGACAAUGCUGAAAGAAAAUAUCGAGGACAUUCGUCACCUUGAGCAAUAUUUAUUGCAUCAACUAGACGAGCUAGGAAGAGACUUUCCAAACCCUCUGAUGAUGACGCGUGUUCUCCCGUUCGACGUUCAAGACAACUCGAUAUUUUGGGAUAUGGCUCGCAGCGUGGACGACCAGUACAAGGACAUGGAUCGUGUCAUUCGACGGGCAGAACUGGGUGACAUGACUUCAGAAAUGGUGGAGAGUUACGUCAGUCGCACGAAGUCUGUGUAUACGGGUGGCCAAUUGGCUGAUAUGCUCAAAUUUCGAGCUCAACUCUUGACGCCAUUUAAGAGAAAUACACUGGAGAAAGCCUUAUGGGGAGGAGUUGAGAGCGGAGGAGGAGUCACGCUUCGACAGGAUCAAAAUAAUUGUGAUAUUGUACUACCGGUUGAUGUAUCCUCUCGAGUUGCUGUUCAGAAGUACGAAAUUUCAAUUGACAAUUACACGUGCACUAUGCGGAUGGUGAUGAAAGAAUUCAUUGAGAAUCAUCGAGUUGUUCAAGUGUGGAAGAUGCUGGCAGAGUGGCAAAAAGUGGGGGCGGUGCACAACGUGAAGACGCACGAAUACGGAUGGGGAUACCUCCAACCUGUUGGAGAGAAAACUACCCUCAGCGUGGGCUGUAUCCUAGUUACUCCGACUAUUGACGGAUUGUUUCCACGCGACAAUUGUGAGAGUAUCAAGUCUCUCACUAACACGUAUCAGAAAAUGGUGUUAUCGCGGCUUCAACAGCUAGAGAACCAAACGAUGGAUCAACUCGUACGAGAGAAGAGCAGCGCAGCAUUCGGAGGGAGCUCCUAUCAGGUGCUAAGUUGAUAAAUCUGCCUCAUGAACGAAUGGUGUCGAACAAAGCAUUCUGCACAAACUGGUGGCGAGACUUAAUGAGUUGACUGUAGGACGAGAUCACCACUUCCCUGAUUGAGUUCUCUUCUGACCGCAAAUAGCUCUGUGUCGUGUCAUAAUUUUCGUCCGGGUACAGACACAACAGUGAUCGAGCCUGGCAGAUUCCAGAUGAAGUGCCACUUUCAACAGAGUAAUCCCUCAUCACAAAGCAGCCUCCUUCUCUUGUUGUAUGGUGCCACAUUCCUGACGCUGGACUAUCGACAGUCCACUCAGAGUAACCUUCCAUCAAGACAGCGUACCCUUCACCUGUCAUAAAGCGCUUAACCACGCCGUGGGUAUCAAUAGUGACCAUACUACCACAAUCAAUCUGCACUGCGACCCGGGUGUUGACGGCCAGGAUAUCAUCAGAACGUCGACUGACAAUAGACUGCUCCCCAUCAGGGAAUCUCCCUUCCUCGAUAAACGACCACAUUGUAGAAGAAAUGGCUUCUUCCUCAAAUGGCAGUAGUUCCAACCUCGUAAAUUCCACAGCCCCACGCUCGUUUCUCGUUUGUAUAGUUUCUGU